GGGGGUGGGUGUGCUCACCCUGGCACACCGGGCCUGGAGCAGGGGCGCACCAGCACCUCGGCCCAGGACGAGAUCCACCCACUAGAGAUUCUGCAAGCGCAGAUCCAGCUCCAGCGGCAGCAGUUCAGCAUCUCUGAGGACAAGCCCCUGGGCCUGAAGAACAAAAAGGCCGAGUACCCCAGCCAGAACAGGGAUGCCGACUUGAACAGUUGUUGCUCGGAAACCAGCAAAGGGGCCAUGAGCACGAUAGACUUGGACUCGCUGAUGGCAGAGCAUAACUCCACCUGGUACAUGCCCAGCGAGAAGGUCUUGAUGGAGGGGCAAGAGGAGGACAAACCUCUGGCACCGUGGGAGAA
Messenger RNA from Pelodiscus sinensis (Chinese soft-shelled turtle), 356 nucleotides. The record is from RefSeq and is a predicted model, not a curated record. NCBI's taxonomy places the organism in Eukaryota, Metazoa, Chordata, Testudines, Trionychidae.